Molecule: messenger RNA, 4028 nt
Organism: Rhea pennata
Lineage: Eukaryota; Metazoa; Chordata; Aves; Rheiformes; Rheidae
Gene: RASSF9
Product: Ras association domain family member 9
Exons: 3
Coding region: 383-1636 (417 amino acids)
Biological process (GO): intracellular transport; signal transduction
Cellular component (GO): cytosol; trans-Golgi network transport vesicle membrane; recycling endosome
Source: RefSeq, a predicted model, not a curated record
UGGCUCCCUUUGGAAGGAAUUUAUUAAAAACCCGGCAUAAAAACAGUCCCAGGCAAAACUUUCGGCGAGGAGGACAUUGCUCUUCCUAACUUUGAACCUCCCCCGUGCAAACCAACGCCAACAUCUGAAGUCCCUCGUUUGAGCGAGCUGGGACCAAACCGGUGCCGAGAAGAGGAGCUGGCCGCCGCAGGGUGCGGUGUCCGCGCCCGCAGCGCUCCGCACCCGCGCUGCGGAAAAACUCGGCGAAGUUUCUCACGGGCGGGCUGCGGCAGAGCCCCUCUGCGCCCUGCUCCCCCCGAUUUUCCCAGCGUGGGAGAGCCGCAGGCUGCAGCUGCGGAGAGUCAGCUCUUAACUCGUCUUCUGGCCAUCUCCCAGCAAGGACAUGGCUUCAAAUGAAAGAGAGAUUGUGGUUUGGGUUUGCCAGGAGGAGAAGAUUGUAUGUGGCCUGACAAAGCGCACAACUUGUGCAGAAGUGAUUCAAGCGCUACUGGAGGAACAUCAGACAACAUUUGGAGAGAAAAAAGUCCUUUUUGGAAAACCUAGUGAUUACUGUAUUAUAGAGAAAUGGAGAGGUUCUGAGCGAGUCCUUCCUCCUUUGACAAAGAUUCUGAGACUCUGGAAGGCCUGGGGAGAAGAGCAGCCUAAUUUGCACUUUGUAUUGGUAAAGUCUGAUGCUUUCCUCUCAUUUCCACUGUGGAAGACAGCUGAAGCUAAGGUAGUACAAAAUGUAGAAAAACAGUGGGAGCUCAGUCCAGCAAAUUACAUGAAGAUGUUACCAAUAGACAAGCAAAAGAAAAUUGUCAGGAAGACUUUCCGGAAAUUGGCCAAACUUAAACAGGACAGUGUUCAGCAAGAGAGAGAUAAUAUGGAGACAUUGAUUCAUCUGAUCAUUUCUCAAGAUCAUACGAUUCAUCAGCAAGUCCUUAGAAUGAAGGAACUAGAUCUGGAAAUAGAAAAAUGUGAAGCUAAAUUCCAUCUAGAUCGUGUAGCCAAUGAUGGAGAAAAUUACGUACAGGACUCUUAUCUAAUGGUCAGUCCAAAUGAAGCUGAGCAGCAAAUGAAUAGACCAGAUGAUCAAAAAGAGAUGCAUGAAUAUUUGAAUAAAAGUGAGGGAAUAUUACAGGUUGAAGAGAGGUUGAAACAUCACAAACAAUUAAUAGAAAAGCUUUGUGCUGAAAUUGAAAAAGAGGUACGUGGUAUAUGCACAGAAAGAAAUGCAGAUGAUGUGCACACAGAAGGAGCUACUAAUGCUGACCUGGAAAACUCAAAUUUGGAAAGUGUAAAAUGUGAGCUGGAAAAAAGUAUGAAAGAUGGUCUGAGAAUCAAUUCAUGCUUGAGCUGCAUUCAGAAAGAGCUUACAUACAGGGACUCACUGCUUCAAAAGAAGGAAAAAGAAUAUGAACUUCUUGCAGAAGAAUUUAAUUUACUACAUGUUAAAGACAACAUGGAAGCCAGGCUUCCAUCAAAUGGAGAACCAUCCAAGGGCACUGGCGUCUCCAGCACUGCAGUUCCUGACUUUGUUCACAGAGUGACUAAUUUAGACAUAAAUGACACAGACUCUGACACUGGAAUCAGCUCCACCCAUAGUCAGGACUCUGAAAUAACUUCAGGGGACAUGGUCCUGUUAUCAACAUAGUUGGAAAGAGUCACGCAUUUAUAAACAGUCGUCUUUUGGAGGAUAUUUAUAACCGUUAGUAAACCUUACUGUCUUCAGAGUGCAGUCCUUUAAGAUGUUAAAACCAUGGCAUCAAACUAGCAAUGUAAACAGUGUCUAUUUUUGUGCUUAAAAUUAUACUUGUGCUUAAAUGCAUGGGCAAUCUCAUGGGUUAACUGCUAGUAGGUGCAAGAUCGUUAGCUCUGCUAAACCAGAACAGUGUUUAGACCUUGUAAUAUUGAUACUCAGUGAAACAAGAGCAUUCUGAUUGGCUUGGACCAAAAGUCUGAAUUUGAUAUCACAUAAUCUUUGCAUCUGCCUCUACAUCUCUGUAACUUUUUAGGAAUGUGAAUUAGAGAAUAGCUCGAACUAGAGAGAGAGAGCGCUUGAUUUUCUGCUGUGUUACAUUAGUUUUGUUCCGCUGGAAUUUCCUUGGCAUAAAGCUGCUGUAAAGGUGUGUAUAAUCAAGCAUGUAAUCUAUUUAAAAAUAGUUUUUAUGAUACUCUAGGACAAAAAAAGAAACUGCUUUUAUGCUCUAUAUUUAAACUUAUUUUUGAGUAACCAAGAUGACAUCUUCACAAGCACCUAAGUCUCAUUUAAACAAUGACUUUGUACACAAAGAUUUUUAUUUUCCCUUCUCUUUUAGAAGCAUCCAGCCACUACUAAGAUCCCUAACAAUUCUGCUCAUGUGCUGUCACCCUCUAGUUGCCCCAGUGAUGGUUAAGUCCACAUAGUUUCUGCCAGUGAGCAUGUCAGAACCACCUACAGCCUGUUUCUGCGAGCUGCUCAAAUCCCUAGCUCACACCUAAGCCCCAGGGGCGUUUUCACCAGGGCGUUCUCCUGCCUGUCCCACCAACAGGAUCCGCUCUUAGAUCUCCUCCGACCACAGCUACCAAAUCGAGCACCACACAAGAGACAGGCAGGAACGAGAUGUUUUUGGCUCUGGCUGGAUGCUGUUUCCCAAUGGCCAGGUAGUUAAGGUUUUCAAAUAAAUAGACUGUCAGAUCCCAUUUCAUACUGAUUUGUAAUAGGGUAUGAACCUAUGUUUCCUGCUUCCUCAGUGAGGGCUUCAGGAUAUUAUGCAGCAAAUCUCACCUUUCCUGCUAAAAGUGUUCCAGUUUAUACAGCUAAUUAAAUACCGGGGCAUGGAAAAUGAAAGAAAUACAAAAGGUGAGAAUUUUACGACCAUGUGGUUAAAUCAAACGCCUCGGAUGUUGCAGUUAAGCUCUAAUCAUUCUCCAGGUAGUUUCUGAAAGUCCCAAGUUGAGGUGUAUAAGUCUCCUCAGUUACUGAAUAAGAUUUCUAACUCUGAACCAGACACUGCUAACAGGGGAAUGUGAAUAAUUACAGGGUUGCACACUGAAGGGUACCAUGUUCAUAUUUUGCAGAUCAGUCUUUUUAACUUUUGAAAACUUAUUCUAAAACCUGAUUAAUUAGAUGAAGAAACAAUAUAUUCUGAAUGAAGUUUAGCUCCAGCAAAGCUCAAACGGAUCCUGGAAUUAAAAGCCUUCAGAGUAAAUAAAAGGACAGUACCUACAUGGUAUAACUGUAAAAUAAUUUCAGAUACACUGUUUUUAUUUCUUAUAUUUUUGACUAUUUUGGACUUUGGUAAUGUCCCUUUUUCUUCCUUGACGUGUCUGACAACUAUCUGUUUUCUAAAAUGACGAAAAUGCUAGGACUGCUGAUUAGCACAUAUUUGACGUAGAGAAAAUCUUUUCUAAAAAAACAAUUUUUUUUGUGUUUUUAAGAUUUUCAAUAUUGGAUUUUUUUAAGAGAGUUUCUGUUCCAGGAAUGUGUGCUAGCUGCCAUAAUAAUAUUUUAUGUUAUGUUUUUAUCAUACAAUGUUAUUUGAACACUUCACUAAUAAUAUGUCAUAUUUAGACACAUCAGUUCCUGAUGGAAACUCAUGUAUCAAAUAUAUUAUCUUAAUGUUGUAAUAAUUUAUUAACGCAACUCAGCAUCUUUUGAACUCUGUGAUAUCACUCUGACAAGUGGAAAGCACAGAUUUCUGAAUGUUGAGAGUAGGCUAAUGUAUUCUAUGAGUUCUUGUGAAUUUAGUUAACAGUUAUUUCUAAAGAGUAAGUUUUUUUUUUCUUUUUCUCCUUUUUUUUAUAAAUAACUUGGAAUAAAGAAUUCAAAGAGAAUAAUAUUCACUGCUGUGCAGGCCAGUACAAAACCUUUGGGGGAGCUAAUUUCCAUUCAUCUUCUAGCAGAUGUUUUUCUCCCACAGGAACUGGUACUGUUCUGAGAGAAGUGAUUUUCAUCCAUACUAUGUGCUUGACUGUACAUUCCCUGUAAUGUGUAGACUUUAAGAGUAUUAUUGUAUUUUAAGAAGAAAAUGGGAAGAAUAGACUGGGAGAGAGUAUUUCUUAAA